GUUCAUCUUACCUUUCUAACAAGCUAAGCAAGUUCCAUUUCAAAGAAGAAAAUUCGCAUUCUCGUACAGAUUGAAACUUCCACACUCAUUUUCAUUUUUGCUUUCGUUUCUCUCUCUUUUUCCACACGUCUUAAUUUAAUCUCUUUCUGCCAAAAAAAUCCAGUGGUGGGAGGUACUCUUAAUGUAAUGGAAUCUCAGAAAUGGAUACUUUUCUUGAUCCUAUGUACCCACCUCUUCUGCGCCACCAUCAUAGGCGCCACCGCGGCCGAUGAUAACAUAGAUGUUAACUAUGAAUACCAUGUCUGCGGAAAUAGCGGGAAAAAUUACACCCAAAACAGCACAUAUCAAAACAACCUUAACAGACUCCUUUCCUCCCUCUCGAACGGGUUGAACGAAUACGGGUUCUACAACGGGUCAGUCGGGCAGGACCCGGACAAGGCGAACGCCGUCGUCCUCUGUAGAGGGGACAUAGACAUAGAAACGUGUCGUAACUGUGUUACGGACGGAGCGCAAAGGAUGACGGCGUUAUGUCCUGUUCAGGAGGAGGCCUUCCGUUGGUACAACGUUUGCAGCAUAUAUUAUUCUGGUGAUGACUCCACCAUAGGCUCCGUGAGGACCACCCCGAAUAUCGUACAAUACAGUAACAUCUUUGUUUCCUUGAUGAUUAAUCCUACUCGGUUCAAUCAAUACUUGAAAAGUUUGGUGGACGGAUUGACGAGAAACGCCGCUAAUGGCGGUCCGUUCGUCAAGUUUGCGGCGGACAAUACGACGCCGCCGAACCUGCAGACCAUUUAUGCGUACGCCCAGUGCACCCCUGAUUUGUCCGCACGGAACUGUAAUGAUUGUUUGACCACUGCUUUCAGUGACUGGUCGGGAUCGCCAGGGAACGGCAAGAUUGGGGCGAGAUUUUUAAGUCCGAGUUGCUUUCUCCGGUAUGAGAUUAGCCCCUUCUUUGAUUACACGCUGAUUAAGAACCCUCCUUCACCACCGCCCUUACCGCCCCUUGCCUCAGGAAAGGGUGGUAGUAAAAGAACAAUAAUGGUUAUUGUAAUUUCAAUUUCCGCGGGACUCAUUGCGCUUAUUAUUUGUAUGGUUAUCAUACUAAAGAUAAGACACAAAAAGAUGGCGCCGAACUUCACAGAAGUUGAAGAAAAUGGCUCUUCUAUCGGUGGAAUUAGUACAGAGGAGUUUAUACAAUAUGAGUUCAUUACCAUAAAAAAUGCAACUGGAAACUUCUCGGACAAAUGCAAGAUAGGACAAGGAGGUUUUGGAGCUGUAUACAAGGGUAAACUUGAUAACGGGCUGGAAGUUGCAGUCAAGAGACUGUCGCACACAUCCAAUCAAGGAAAUCAAGAGUUUAAAACUGAGGUAGCUUUAGUAGCAAAGCUUCAACACAGGAAUUUGGUCAGGUUGCUUGGAUUUUGCCUGGAAGGAAAAGAAAUGGUCCUUGUCUAUGAAUUUGUUCCCAAUGGAGGCCUAGACAAGAUGCUAUUUGAUCCUAUAAACCGUGGAUACUUGCAUUGGAGGAGACGCUAUAAAAUCAUCGAAAGCAUUGCUCGAGGGCUUGUUUACCUGCACGAAGACUCCCGCUUGCGCAUUAUUCAUCGUGAUCUCAAAGCCAGUAACAUUUUGCUUGAUGCGGAUUUGAAUCCAAAAAUUGCAGACUUUGGAAUGGCUCGGUUGUUUCCUAAGGAUGAGACUCAAGGCUCUACAUGGAAGAUAGUUGGAACCUACGGAUAUAUGGCACCGGAGUACGUAUGGCAUGGUCAAUUUUCUACAAGAUCGGAUGUUUACAGCUUUGGGGUGUUAGUCCUUGAAAUUAUAAGUGGACAGAAAAAAAAUAAAUUUCAAAUUGAGGAAUCUAUGGCUGACCUUCUAAGUUAUGCUUGGACCGAGUGGAGAAAUGGAGGGGCCUCGAGGGUGAUAGAUCCAAUGUUGGUGGGUGAAUCCAGUCCACUGCAUGAUAUAACAAAAUGCAUCCACAUUGCCUUGUUGUGUGUUCAACAUAAUGUUGCAUAUAGACCAACAAUGACGACAGUUGUUCAAAUGCUAAGUAACUUGUCUAUGAGCCUUCCAGUUCCUUCAGUCCCUGGAUUUUCCUUUCAUAGCAACGUCACUAGUUCAGAGUCUUCCAGCAGCCUCCAGAUUUCAAGGAAUGAAAUGUCGAUUAGUGAGCAGCUCCCCAGAUAGAGUGGUAGUCCCUCUAUUCCAUAUGAUUGAUUGUUUUGGUCGAUUCUUAUAAUCAGUUCAAAAAGUAAAUUUGUAGUUACAUUUCCAGCUGAAUUGUGCUAUCCUUCAUAUGACCGUAUUACAUUAGUUGCAACAUUAUUGGAAUAUAUACACUGUUCAUGUAUUUUACUUUGACUUCUUUUUAUUUAUUAAUGUAUGAGAAAUAUUUUUUGAAAAAUAUUGUUAAAUUCGUC
Cuscuta europaea is the source of this 2423-nucleotide messenger RNA. NCBI's taxonomy places the organism in Eukaryota, Viridiplantae, Streptophyta, Magnoliopsida, Solanales, Convolvulaceae. The record is from the annotation of a GenBank genome assembly.